AUGGUGCAGAAAUCCCGCAACGGAGGCGUCUACCCGGGGCCCGCCGCUGAGAAAAAGCUCAAGGUGGGCUUCGUGGGGCUGGACCCGGGCGCCCCGGACUCCAGCCGGGACGGAGCGCUCCUCAUCGCCGGUUCCGAGAGCACCAAACGGGGCAGCAUCCUCAGCAAGCCCCGCUCCGGGGUCUCGGGUAGCGGAAAGCCCCCUAAAAGGAAUGCUUUUUACCGCAAGCUGCAGAAUUUCCUCUACAAUGUGCUGGAGAGACCGCGGGGCUGGGCUUUCAUUUACCACGCAUACGUUUUUCUACUAGUUUUCUCCUGCCUGGUGCUGUCUGUCUUUUCGACCAUUGAUGAGUACCAGAACAGCUCAGAAGGGGCCCUUUACAUCCUGGAAAUCGUCACCAUCGUGGUGUUCGGGGUCGAAUACUUUGUGAGGAUCUGGGCGGCUGGCUGCUGCUGCCGAUACCGGGGCUGGAGGGGAAGGUUAAAAUUUGCCCGCAAGCCUUUCUGCGUCAUCGACAUCAUGGUGCUGAUUGCGUCCAUCGCCGUGCUGGCGGCAGGGUCCCAAGGGAACGUCUUUGCCACCUCGGCACUCAGGAGUUUGAGGUUCCUGCAGAUCCUGCGCAUGAUCCGCAUGGACCGGCGGGGCGGCACCUGGAAGCUCCUGGGCUCUGUGGUCUACGCACACAGUAAGGAGUUGAUUACUGCCUGGUAUAUUGGCUUCCUGUGCCUCAUUCUGGCCUCUUUCCUGGUAUACUUGGCCGAGAAAGGAGAAAAUGAGCACUUUGAUACAUACGCAGAUGCACUCUGGUGGGGUCUGAUUACUCUCACCACCAUCGGCUACGGGGACAAGUACCCACAGACCUGGAACGGGCGGCUGCUGGCGGCUACGUUCACGCUCAUCGGCGUCUCCUUCUUCGCCCUUCCUGCCGGCAUCUUGGGUUCGGGGUUUGCUCUGAAGGUUCAAGAGCAGCAUCGACAAAAACACUUUGAGAAGAGGCGAAACCCAGCAGCGGGCCUGAUUCAGGCGGCUUGGAGAUUUUAUGCCACCAACCUGUCCCGGACGGACCUGCACUCCACCUGGCAGUACUACGAACGCACCGUCACCGUCCCCAUGUACAGCACGCAAACGCAAACGUACGGUGCCUCCAGACUCAUCCCUCCUCUGAACCAGCUGGAGCUCCUGAGGAACCUGAAGAGCAAAUCGGGACUGACAUUCAGGAAAGAGCAGCAGCCCGAACCAUCGCCAAGUAAAAGCAAACCGUGCAGAGAGUCACUAUGCGGAUGCUGCUCAGGAAACUCUAGUCAGAAGGUCAGUUUGAAAGAUCGUGUCUUCUCCAGUCCCCGCGGUGCUGGCACCAAAGGGAAAGGCUCUCCACAGGCUCAGGGCAUCCGGAGGUCCCCCAGUGCUGACCAGAGCAUCGAGGACAGCCCAAGCAAAGUGCCCAAGAGCUGGAGCUUUGGAGACCGCAGCCGAGCCCGGCAAGCUUUCCGCAUCAAGGGAGCGGCGUCACGGCAAAACUCAGAAGAAGCAAGCCUUCCCGGAGAAGACAUUCCUGAUGAGAACAAAAGCUGCAACUGCGAGUUUGUGACGGAAGAUUUGACACCAGGACUGAAAGUCAGCAUCAGGGCAGUGUGCAUUAUGAGAUUUCUGGUCUCCAAGCGCAAGUUUAAGGAGAGCCUUCGACCCUACGACGUGAUGGAUGUCAUCGAGCAGUAUUCAGCCGGUCACCUCGACAUGCUCUCCCGGAUUAAAAACCUUCAGGCCAGGAUAGAUAUGAUUGUGGGUCCCCCACCCCCUUCAACUCCCCGGCAUAAGAAGUAUCCAACCAAAGGACCCAUGUAUUCUUCCAAAGAAUCUCCCCAAUACUCGCCUAGAGUUGACCAGAUCGUUGGGAGAGGAUCCUCCAUGACCGACAAGGAUCGGACCAAAGGGCCAGCGGAGGGGGAGCUGCCUGAAGACCCCAGCAUGAUGGGCAGGCUUGGAAAAGUUGAAAAACAGGUUCAGUCAAUGGAGAAGAAGCUGGACUUCCUGGUGAACAUUUACAUGCAGCGGAUGGGCAUCCCACCAACGGAGACGGAGGCUUAUUUUGGGUCCAAAGAACCAGACCCAGCACCUCCCUACCACAGCCCCGAAGACAGCAGGGAGCACAUUGACAAGAACGGCUGCAUCAUCAAGAUCAUCAGGUCCACCAGCUCCAUGGGUCAGAAGAACUUCUCUGCCCCGCCAGCCCCGACCAACACAUGCCCGCCCUCGACGUCAUGCCAGCAGCAGGUCUACCAGCGGCAAAGCCAUGGCUCCUCGCCCGUUGGAGACCCCGGCUCGCUGGUCCGCAUCCCACCUCCACCCUCCCACGAGCGCUCCUUGUCAGCAUAUAGCGGUGGGCACAGGGCGAGCGCAGAGUACCUGAGGAACGAAGACAUUACAACCAAACACCACGAGAGUGCCAUGAGAGACAGCGACACGUCCAUCUCCAUCCCCUCAGUAGACCACGAGGAACUGGAGCGCUCUUUCAGCGGCUUUAGCAUCUCCCAGUCCAAAGAGAAUUUGGACAUCCUUAACAACGGUUGCUAUGCAGCUGUGGCCAAAAUCAGACCCUACAUUGCAGAAGGGGAAUCAGACACCGAUUCUGACCUCUGCACGCCCUGUGGUCCUCCUCCCAGGUCGGCCACGGGCGAGGGACCCUUCAGUGACAUGGGCUGGUCAGCCCCCAGGCAGUGA
This is a messenger RNA of Gymnogyps californianus (California condor), 2718 nucleotides long. It is a transcript of the gene KCNQ2, whose product is annotated as potassium voltage-gated channel subfamily Q member 2. Gene Ontology annotation, cellular component: membrane. NCBI's taxonomy places the organism in Eukaryota, Metazoa, Chordata, Aves, Accipitriformes, Cathartidae. Gene Ontology annotation, molecular function: voltage-gated potassium channel activity. Bases 1 to 2718 code for a protein of 905 amino acids. The transcript has 18 exons. The record is from RefSeq and is a predicted model, not a curated record. Gene Ontology annotation, biological process: transmembrane transport; potassium ion transport.